Coregonus sp. 'balchen' is the source of this 40760-nucleotide messenger RNA. The record is from the annotation of a GenBank genome assembly. Lineage: Eukaryota; Metazoa; Chordata; Actinopteri; Salmoniformes; Salmonidae.
UGAAAAUGGCAACAAAGGUAACAGUGAAAAUGGCAACAACGAUGGCGGCGGGAGAAGAACGUGCUGCUUCUGAAGUUUUGAGAGCGCUAGCUCGACAUCUAAACUGUCUCAACGAAGACAGCAAAACCACAAGAAAAAGAGCGCUUGAAGCAAUCAAAAGAGAAACUAUUGAUAAAGGGCUUUCGAGCGGCGUGUUGCAGGAUGUUUUCACGUGUCUGCUAAAGUCGCUGCUGAAAUGCCUGUCAGAUCCUAUGGAAAGAUGCAGAGAGACUGCCAUACACAUGCUUGGAGAUUUUAUUCGGUGUGUUCCUCAACCGGAGGAUUCGUUGCCUUAUCUCAUGCCCGCUUUGACGCAGCGGCUCGGCGGGAAAGAGAUCCUGGAGCCCGCGGAGGAACUUCGGCUGUCCAUGGUGGAGGUGCUGACUCUCACAGUGGAGGUGUGUGGUAGGCACCUAGCUCCCUACCUCGACGAUAUGAUGAAGAUAUUGCAGAGAACUAUUGUCGACCCUUUCCCAGACGUCAAAAGGGAGAGCUGCAAAUGCACUGUUCAUUUUGCAAAAAGUGUACCAGGUAAGCUGGUUGAGAAUGUACUGGGUGUAGUCUUGUUAGCCCACAAGUUAGGCUAACUAGUUAGCUAGCUAGCUGUGUUAGCUAAAGUUUAUUGCAUGGACACCUGACCAAGCUGUGUCAGAGAAUGGUUAUUUUUGUGGCUCUAAGUUAUUUUGUACAGUCCAAAGCUCUACCAGGCUGUCAUGGAAUAUACAUAUUAAUUAUUAAUUAAGUUAAUGGAAAUAUAGACAAUAGGACAAUAACAAAAUAAUUUGUUUCUCUGUGAUUUGCAUGCUCUACAGAGCUAGCUAUGUAUGGUCUCUCUGAAUACAUGUAUAACAAUUGAAUGUAUUGAGGAUAAGGUUUAGGAAAUCGUACCCUAACUUAUACUGUGGCAUGAAGUGACAGUCACCUUACAUUAAUCUUGUUUGAAAUGCUUCUCUAUCCCCAGAACAUUUCCACAUGCAGGCAGAGAGCCUGGUCAAGCCCCUGAUGCAGACCAUCUCCCAUCAGCAUUCCCGUGUGCGUGUGUCCACCAUCGAGGCCACUGGAGCGGUCAUCCAGUACGGCACGGGGAAGAACGUGGAUGAUGUGCUCUCUCACCUGGCACAGAGGCUGUUUGACGACUCACCACAGGUUGGUUCUGUCAAAUCUGGCAGAUAAAGAUCAAAUACUCCUAGUGACAGUGUUAAUGAUUAGAUUAUUAGACAAAUUAUGUCAAAUCUGGCAGAUGAAGCUCAACUACUCCUAGUGACAGUGUUAAUUAUUAGAUUAUUAGACUAAUUCUGUCAAAUCUGGCAGAUACAGCACAAAUACUCAGUGACCGUUAGUGUUAAUGAUUAGAUUAUUAGACUAAUUCUGUUAUUACUGUGUUCAUCUAGAUUAUUAUUUUCCUUGUUGGAUAAAUGUCUUUUGGAAAAAAAAAAAAAAAAAAACUGGUCAAUCAAUCUAAUCAAUCAAUCCAACAUAUUAAUAAAGGCUGCUUUUCUUUUACACCAACAGUUACUACAGUGGUUCCCAAACUGUCGGGGGAAAAGUCAAAAGUUUGGACACAUCUACUCAUUCAAGGGUUUUUCUUUAUUUUUACUAUUUUUUACAUAGCAGAAUAAUAGUGAAGACAUCAAAACUAUGAAAUAAAACAAAUGGAAUCAUGUAGUAACCAAAAAAGUGUUAAACAAAUCCAAAUAGAUUCUUCAAAUAGCCACCCUUUGCCUUGAUGACAGCUUUGCACACUCUUGGCAUUCUCUCAACCAGCUUCACCUGGAAUGCUUUUCCAACAGUCUUGAAGGAGUUCCCACAUAUGCUGAGCACUUGUUGGCUGCUUUUCCUUCACUCUGCCGUCCGACUCAUCCCAAACCAUCUCAAUUGGGUUGAGGUCGGGGGAUUGUGGAGGCCAGGUCAUCUGAUGCAGCACUCCAUCACUCUCCUUCUUGGUAAAAUAGCCCUUACACAGCCUGGAGAUGUGUUGGGUCAUUGUCCUGUUGAAAAACAAAUGAUAGUCCAACUAAGUCCAAACCAGAUGGAAUGGCGUAUCGCUGCAGAAUGCUGUGGUAGCCAUGCUGGUUAAGUGCAUUGACAGUGUCACCAGCAAAGCACCCCCACACCAUAACACCUCCUCCUCCAUGCUUUACGGUGGGAAUUACACAUGCUGAGAUCAUCCGUUCACCCACACAGCGUCUCACAAAGACAUGGCGGUUGGAACCAAAAAUCUCAAAUUUGGACUCCAGACCAAAGGACACAUUUCCACCAGUCUAAUGUCCAUUGCUCAUGUUUCUUGGCCCAAGCAGGUCUCUUCUUCUUAUUGGUGUCCUUUAGUAGUGGUUUCUUUGCAGCAAUUCGACCAUGAAGGCCUGAUUCACACAGUCCCCUCUGAACAGUUGAUGUUGAGAUGUGUCUGUUACUUGAACUCUGUGAAGCAUUUAUUUGGGCUGCAAUUUCUGAGGCUGGUAACUCUAAUGAACGUAUCCUCUGCAGCAGAGGUAACUCUGGGUCUUCCAUUCCUGUGGAGGUCCUCAUGAGAGCCAGUUUCAUCAUAGCGCUUGAUGGUUUUUGUGACUGCACUUGAAGAAACUUUCAAAUUUCUUGAAAUGUUCCGUAUUGACUGACCUUCAUGUCUUAAAGUAAUGAUGGACUGUCGUUUCUCUUUGCUUAUUUGAGCUGUUCUUGCCAUAAUAUGGACUUGGUCUUUUACCAAAUAGGGCUAUCUUCUGUAUACCACCCCUACCUUGUCACAACACAACUGAUUGGCUCAAACGCGUUAAAGGAAAGAAAUUCCACAAAUUAACUUUUAACAAGGCACACCUGUUAAUUGAAAUGCAUUCCAGUUGACUACCUCAUGAAGCUGGUUGAGAGAAUGCCAAGAGUGUGCAAAGCUGUCAUCAAGGCAAAGGGUGGCUAUUUGAAGAAUCUCAAAUAUAAAAUAUAUUUUGAUUUGUUUAACACUUUUUUGGUUACUACAUGAUUCCGUAUGUUUUAUUUCAUAGUUUUGAUGUCUUCACUAUUAUUCUAAAAAGUAGAAAAAUAGUCCAAAUAUAGAAAACCCUUGAAUGAGUAGGUGUGUCCAAACUUUUGACUGGUACUGUAUAUAUAUUUCUUUUUUAAAGGAACUUAGUCCGGCUUUAAACUUACUCUUGAAAGUUGUUAUAGUAGAAUGCAGAAGGUGCCAUUUUGAAAUUGGAUAGUGCAUCAUCAGUUCCUCUUGUUAGUCAUUGCAUACCUUAGAGAGCUAUUUAUAACUUGUCAGAAAUGUCCAGAUCAACUAGCCCAUGUCAGCUAAUGUUUUUUAUUUAGGUUUUUUAGCCCAUAGAUAUUGUUGUUACUUUUUAGUCACUCAAAUAUCACAUGAAUAAACAUUAGACAUGACAAAAUGUAUAGAAUUGUAGGAAAUAAGCUUUAAACCUGCAAUAUUCUCUCCACCAACGAAUGUUGUGAACAGUUUGUGUCAUGAACAGCACAUAGAAAUAGACGUGGCAUGUGCGCACGCGCAGGGGGGCGCGGGAUGUUCCCCAAUGCUGGAACGGUGGCACCGAGUGAAAAACUUUGAGAACCCCUUAGUUACUACAGUACCAUACAAGGUGUUUUCCUCACUUAAAAAACUAUGUUUUGUCUCACCCCACCUCUCUCCUCCAGGUGAGAAAAGCUGUGACUGUGGUUGUUGGUGACUGGCUGCUCCACCUGCGAGACAGAUACUCCUACUUCCACAAGCUCAUCCCCCUCCUACUGAGCAGCCUCAGCGAUGACAUCCCAGAGAUUAGGUACUUAUUGUACAGGGCUGGGCUCAAUUCGAAUUGAAGGCAGUCAAUUCAGGAAGUGAUUUUAAUUUAAAAUUAGUUUUAAACUUUUGAAAUAAAUAGCUUCUACUCCUUGAAAAUAGAUGCAGUUUUUUCCAAUUUUGAAUUGUUAUUUGAGUUUACUUCCUGGAUUGACUGCCUUCAAUUCAAAUGACCCCAGCCCUGCUAUUGUAUGACUGACCCAGUCCUUAACCACUCUGCCUUUGAUACCACCCACCCAUUCACUCACUCUGUCAGACCUAGGAAAUAUGCAGCCUAAGAUACACACGUAUGUAUCAGGUUUGCUUGUGCAGAUUACUGUAGAUACCUACUUAUACAGUAGGUUUGGUGUGAAAGAGGGAAUAGCAGGAGCCCACAAGGCUCAUCACUGACUGUGUUGGCUAGCUUGGGCUUUUGUGUUGUUUGUACAUUGCGUCGUUGUGGCGUGGGUUCGAAUCCUGGGUCUGCCGUCGCAGGGAUGGACGUGCAUUAUCAUUAUAUUUGUCUUCUCUCCCCUUCAGUCAACUAGCUGCUGACCUGUGGAGACAGACAGGCACUCGAUGGGAGCAGGAGAAUGAGGAUGACCUGAAGGACAAGAUGGACUUCCUCCUGACCCCACCUGACCUCUACCCUGCUGGAGGUGAGUGAACUCCAUCACUACUACUUCUACUGCAGAGAGAUUAAACAAUGUUCCAUUGCGCCACUCAACUGACUUACAAAGUGUAUACAGGAUCUUUUGGUGGUGCAAAAAAAAGUAUUUACAGGGUUAGGUUUCUCACACAAAGAAGGCUAGACAAGAAAAAAUAUUUUAAAAAAUCACUAAAGAAAUGUAUUGGGUUUUGUCUCCUUCAGUGAAUGUAGCCCAUUGAGAAAAGGUUAGUUAGUUACCGUCCCAUGCAGUGUGUUGUCUUGAUUAUAAUAAUGAAGAAGAAAGUUCAUCAGUGCAUUGAUACAGACUGAAGAACAUCAGCCAAUGUAAACCGUGUGAUUUGUUGUUGUGGCCUUCUCUGUAAAGCCACCACCCUUUCUCCUCCACCGAUCUAGUUAUGUCCUCCUUCCUCUGAAAGUAGGUCAGACGCAGCGUGGGGUCAGCUGCCUUUAUUAAUAAUAAAUAACUGUCUACUGAGGGCAUGAUGUAUCUAUCGAUGAUUGACGUCAGAGCAGUCUGGGCACGGAGAGGGAGAGAGGGCUGUAGGGGCUGGGGAGGGAUGCUGUGCUGUCACUGAUCCAUCUAGCCUAUCUAUCUAUCCAUCUCCAAUAUGCUUCAUUACUUCAGUUCUACUUCUGCUUGCUGUAGUAUAGCAGGGUUCUCACAUUCCUCUCUCUGUGUCCUGGUUGGAAUAGCCUGGAAUACAAACUGAUACCAUGGUGAAACGGAGCAUGUCAGUUUGAAUUCCAAGCAUUAGUAACUCAUCAUCGGCAGCUCUGUGCGUGGGAUAAUUUGCUCUUGUCUUGCAUUAUUUAAUUGUUAUAUAUAUAUUUUUAUACAUGACUCGUUAAAUAUUCAGUUAUUCACAUCAUGCGGUCUUAAUUAUAUUUUAAUCAAGGGAAAGAAGGGAACAGGAUUUUUAAUGAGCUUUGUUGGGAACUAGGUUUAAAGGGAUUUUUUACUCUAUAUAACAUUAGAUUUCUGUGAUAAGAAGUACUGCCUUCUUAUGUCUGUCUUUGAGCAGACAACUUUUAUACAAGUUCUUGAAUUAUUCCUUUAGAUUUGGCCCCCAAAAAUAAAAUAAAAUAAAAACACUGAUGAGCUCCAGCCAUAAACCAACUAUGCUAGCCCUAUUCCCCAAGAGUGCACAGUCACGGUGGAGUUCCAAGCCUCCAUAUAUUACUCAUCUCUAUUGGCCUGCGGGUUAUGUAUUCUACAGGUUAUGUAUUCUACAGGUUAUGUAUUCUACAGGUUAUGUAUUAUGUCAUUCGAUCCGCUCCGUCAAUCAUACAAGGCACAGUGCUUGACUAACAGCCAAUUAUUGUCGACACUCUGCCCCCUAACACCCUCAUUACUAAGACUAAUGUGUGGAUGUGGUUGUGGUGUGCAGGCUGGGUGGAGACUAGAGGGGUUUUCUGCAGGGCUGGUGCCCACCUCCCCCUACUCCCCUUUUACACACACACACACUAAUGCACACACACACACACACACUCUCUCACUCUCUUUCUCGCACACACACACUCACGACUACCCCACUGACUCACCACCCCACCCCUGUGUGAGAAGCUGGAAGGGGAGGCCAUUGGAGGGACGACACCCAGCCUGUGUUGCCUCCCCAAGCACUUAUUACCACCUAUUAAUAACGUCUGUCAGCACUGUAGUGAAGAAUGAGGAAGCCCUUCAUCUCUUCAUAUCGCCGCUGGGUUCAGGAAGGAGAGGUGAAGUCCUGUCUGUCUGUCCUGUCUGUGACUUUCCAUCCCACUCAGCAGGUGAAGACAGACAGCAGGCCUUUUUCUAGAGCAGCAACCCUGCCGUUUUCCUCCUGGCCUGAUUUCUGUUUAUUUUACAUAGGCUACACUGGGAAGGCAGUUUGUUUCUAUGACGGUCACACGCACCCACCACAUUAGCCUGGUCCCAGAUCAGUUUAUGUUAAGAUGUGACAAUGAGUAUGUUUACAUGAACACGAAUAAUUCGAUAUUAAACUGAUUAUGGCAGUAGGCCGAGUAUGGCAUUAGUGAUGUAAAUUGUAAACACCUUACUCUACUUAUCUUAAUCGGCGCAAGGUCAACAUCGAAGUAAGCAUACGCCGAUUAAAACACCUGGUUUUCUGAGCAAUCUUUAGAAUUAUGAGGACAUGUAAAUGCCUUAAUCAGAGUUACAGUGGUGUAUUAGAUUUGCACAUGUGCUAGUACGAGCAGCGCAAGCUUCUAUCUUUUGCGCUAGUGAAGUGAGUUCGGAAAAACGGAAAAUAUGCAUCUUAGAAAUAGUUUUCCCAUACAAACGUUAUAUGUCCGAAUUCGACAAUCAAAUAGGCAUCACAAAAAUAACGUGUGGUAGAACCUUUAUUUUGAUUGGCGAUUUUCUGCAUUUAUCAAAGUCCCAUCAGGUAGCCUGAUUUCAGAUGUGUCCGUGUAAACAGGAUUAUUAGGGAAAUCGUUCUUCUUGCAAGUCAUGUAAACGUUUAAAUCGAGCUGUUUAUAUUAAUCUGACUAUUCACAAUAAUCAUGUUUUUGUAUGCAUGUAAACAUACUCAAUGACCAUAGGAGUUGGCAAGAUGACACAAACAGAUCUGGGACCAGGCAACAACCUGUGGGUGAAGUGUGUGCACUGCAUAUUAAAUCAGGUCUCUCGCCUCUUAAAAGAUGUUUGAAUUUCAAUGGGAUCGCCUGUAUGCAUGAAGGAUAAAUGAUUCCAAUGCCCAAAUCUCACCUUGUUAAUGUUUUACUAUCCCUAUAUGUCUGUCCAUUGAUUUAAUCCAUAGGAGUUGGGUGAUUGGUACUAAGUUAAUGAUACAAAUUCAAUUAAGGGUGGUGAUUACAAUGAUGAAGGGUUUAUUAAAAGGGAAGUUCUAGUAUGCAGGUGCAGUGGCUUUAAUCCAGUGUUGGACAGGCAGCAGUAAUAAUGACCGUGUAGCUGGCUCAGAUAUAGGAAGGUGCUGCUGCGAUGGCGGGGGUAGAUAACCCAGGCCCGGGGCUGAGGAUGAGUUUGAAUGUGAACAUGUGGUCACCCUGGUUGCUACCCAUAGGUAGGCUAAGUGGAGAGUACCAGGAUGUGUCCUGGGUGGUGUUCAUUAGGGCAUACAACAUUAAACGUUUUGCAACUGAUAAUGGUAAAUUACUGUUUCUUAUUGGACAAGUCCAAAUAGUCCCUUUCUGUUUUAGUCAGUUUUCAUCCGUUUGGUGCCUAAUGAACAUGACCGUCUGGUUGUGUAGUGCAGAUCUGGGUCAGUCUCCAGCUCCACACGGUGAUAAUGCUAAUGGAUACUGGCUCUAGGACAGGAAAAGAGAUGAGUCUCUCUCUCUCCCUGCCAGUCAUAAAUCCAACAUGGCCCCACUCCUGUCUGAAAAGGUCAGUGUCAGACAACUGGGAGACAACCAGAAACAGCUUGUUUUGUCUUGUCCUGUGUGUUUCUGUAGGAUUGAAGCAUCCUACAGAAGGGAGGGAGGGAGGGAAGGACGGUGGGAGAGAGAGAGGGAUGAAGCAUGUGGAGGGCUAUUCAUUUAAAAAUGUGUUCCACUUGCUCUGACAAGUCCCCCGGAGAGGAAAUCUCAAUCGUAAAACCAAAAAGUACAUGUCUGGAAAAUGGGACUUAGACUGUAGAUGCAGUCCAUUAGGACAGCAGAAAACACCCAACAAAUUAUGUUCCCUUCUUGCCUAAUGUGAAGUGUUUUGUUGAAAAUAAAUCUUCUAAAAUGCUCCAUCAGCAUAACUGGGCCGGAGGGCUAUAGAACAGUUGUUCUAUCGCUAUCUCCAUUACACAGUUAGAAAUAGGAUAACACAGUUACAACACAGUUAGCUUAUUAGCACUUGUAGAUAUAUACAGUAGAUGUAGAUGUAUAGGCUGCGUUUACACAGGCAGAACAAUUCUGCUCUUUUGCAAAAUUAUUGGUCUUUUGACCAAUCAUGCAGAUCAGAUCUUUUGGCAAAAGAUCAGAAUUGGGCUGCCUGUGCAAACGCAGCCUUAGAUGUAUAUCUUAAUUGAUCCAUUUGUGUGAUUUGUGUGCUUUUUAGUAGGUUAAUGCAUGUAGGCAUUUUCAUGCACUUUCUAACCUUAAAUUCCCCCACCUCCCCCUCCCUCCCAGUGGAGCGUCCGGGCCUGGGCUGCAGGGAGCUGGUGGUGAGGAACCUGUCCAACCUGCUGCCGGCGCUGGCCCGCGACGUGGUCGACUGGGUGGUGGGCACGCGGGUCAAGACGGUCCAGCUCCUGUAUGCCCUGCUGCUGCAUGCUGAGGACCACUGCACCCAGCACCUGCAGUUGCUGCUCUCCACGCUGUACCGCGCCUGCACCGACCCUGAGAGGGACGUGGUCACCAACGUGAGUGGUCGAGACAUAGAGACACAUGCUAUCACGAUGUGUUCUAUGUAAUCCAAUGGGACGUCCCUACCACAUUGAAAAUGAAAUGUAAAAUGUUUAGGGUAGGGACGUCCCAAGGAUUCUGGAUAGCACUAACCUUUAUUUCAUCCUAGGGGGGGGUGGUCAGGUCAGGAAGUGGAAGUCCUAAUGGUUGGAUGGUAGUGGUAGGUCUAAUGGUUGGAUGGUAGUGGUAGGUCUAAUGGUUGGAUGGUAGUGACUAACCUGGAUGAAUAAAGGUUAAAUCACCAUUAAAUAAAUAAGAUAAUCGUAGAAAUCUGCUCUACAGUACCUGUAUGUUGGCUACUUCAGUUCAUCACUCCACAGAUCUUUGCGAAGCAAGCCGUAGACCGAUGCACCAUCAUUUGGGCGCCAUUUUAACAAACUGCUCAAUGGCCUUCCUUCCUUUAAGUUAUUUCCGUUAUUGUCAUGCCCAUGUGCUAUUUCCAUUGACAUUCUUUCCACCCAGAAACAGAUGUUUCAGAGCUGCUGUGGUGAAUGGCUUGAUCUUGAUGGUCAUGUCAUGAGAGGAGAGGACACACCUGCUGGCCUUAGAAUAGACAGCAGUGAAUAGCAGUAGUGAUGUAUGUGUCUUAUAGCCCUGAGAUAGUUGGGUUGGGCCCAAGGACUUGGGAUGCACCUGCCCCAAGAGGAAGCCUUUGAUGGUUCCUCUGAUCCACUGGCUGAUAAGGGAUUAUGAAUUAUGUACUCUUCUGUGGUCUUCUGUUAUCUUGAAUUCUUUAUUUCGUCCUUUCUUUCAUUCUAUCUUUCUAUCUCAUUCUCUCUUUCUCUCUACAAUCGUUCUCUGCUCUAUGGCUAAUCUUUGCUCUCUCUAUCAAUUCAAGGUACUUUAUUGGCAUGAAAUACACUCUGUAAUAUUGCCAAAUCAUUCUAUAAACUAUAGUAUUCUCGAUCUCUCUCUGCAGUGUCUGAGGUCUGCCAAGCUGCUGGGGACCUUUGUCAGCCCCGAGGUCUUCCUCAAGCUGCUCCUGGUCCACUUGGAGACCCCCUCCUCCUCCCCCCAUACCCCCCUCAUGGUUCUGGCUGCAGUACUGGGGGGCUGCUCCGGGGACCUCCUGAAACCACACCUCCAGAAGAUCGCUGAUACACUGGUCCAACCAGACGUCUGCCAGGAGUACCAGCAGGUGAGUCUAUGGCCCUUGACCUAUGGGUAUGACCUAUGGGUUGGGAAUUGGGGGAAAAGGUAAAUGCCAUAACUACUGGUCCAGUAUCAGAUGUCAUUAUCCACACUAAUUGUUAAUGAUGGGGGUAAUGGUAGGGUGAACUGAUCAUAGAUCUGCGGUUAGGGGUAACUUAUGAUAGUUCACAUCUGGUUGAGAUGUUUCCUCUAUGUUAUCUUAUAUUUGAGUCUCCAGCCAGGUCUGGUGAAGUAUAUAGACCGACAGAUGAAACACUACCCUUUCUGAGGCACUUAGUUUUGACCCUAAAACUGUUUACAGUGAAAUGUUCCAUAAAGUGAAAGAAUAUUAAGAUAAGAUGCAUUUCUUCUAUCAGGACCGUUGUAAAAGCUUUUAUAGGGAUUACUGUGCUGUGAGUUCAGGAGGUUCACCAGUGAGAGUGAGAGACAGAGACACACACACACAGAGAGAGAGAGAGAGAGAGAGAGAGAGAGAGAGAGAGAGAACCCCCCAGUGGGGCCCCAAAUAAUUUCCUCUAGAGGGGAUGAUAAUAAAAUGCUAAUUAUUCCUGACCCCUGCGUGUCUGACUUUUUUAUAGCCACUUUUCAACACUCACUGUGUGCGGAACAGUGCAAAGUAAAGCCCUGAGAUUACAACAUUUCAAAGAGGGUCAGUGUUAUGGUCCUGGUGACAGACAUACAGGAGGGGAAACGGAUCCCCCUCUCUGUCCCCCUCCACCCCACCUCUAGCUGGGGUCAAGCCAGAGCGCGAUGGACACAGAUGGAGACAGACCUUCUGGUCCCUGGUCUGUCUGUCUCAAUAAAGAUCAUUAGAAGUCAGUCUCAGUGGGUACUAAGGGGAAGCAGUACAGUACAGUGCUGUCUGGCUGGCUGGGUAGUUAAAGAUCAGGGUUAGCAGUACAGUGCUGGCUUGGUAGUUAAAGAUCAGGGUUAGCAGUACAGUGCUGGCUUGGUAGUUAAAGAGCAGGGUUAGCAGUACAGUGCUGGCUUGGUAGUUAAAGAUCAGGGUUAGCAGUAUACAGUGCUGGCUUGGUAGUUAAAGAGCAGGGUUAGUGGUACAGUGCUGGCUGGGUAGUUAAAGGGACAUUUCAAAAAUUUUCGACUUCAAAUUCGUCAUCUCCAGCACCACCCCAACAUUAGCAUAUGUGAAAAUGGCGCGUUUCUAUUUUUUGUAGUAAAAAAGAUUGGUAGACAAUUAGUGGCAAUGCUUCCUCACAAUUGGUUAAAAUCACAAGACGCACACCAAUGAUGUCAUUUGUUAUGUUCCUCUAUCAUUUUUACUACAAAGCAUAGAAACAUGCCAUUUUCACAUAUGUUGAUGUUGGGGUGGUGCUGGAGAUGAUGAAUAUUAAGUUGGACAAUUUUGAAAUUCCCCUUUAAAGAGUAGGGUUAGCAGUACAGACCGACACACCUGCAGCAUUCUUUGAAAACAACCAGGCCAGACACACAGAGCAGGGCCAAACCAGAGAGGUCCAGGGCCAGGCAGGCCACCGUUGGGCUGUAAAUAACACAGGAGAGGAGGGAGAGAGGUGGGAGAGGAGCAUCUGUGUUCCUGUAGACACACACACACACACACACACAGGCAGACAUACAGACCCAGUUACACACCCACACACCAAGCACACACACAAACAGAACAGAGCAGACACACAGACAGAAAGACAGACAGACAGACACACCGAGCAGAACAGACAGACAGAAAGAAAGACAGGUAGGCAGACAUACACACAAACACACACCAAGCAUGCAGGUGCACACAGACAGACCGACACAAAGACGGACAGACAGAAAGACAGGUGUACACACACACACACACACUCCCUUCCCAGUCAUCACACAGACAGUCCCACAUACACUGACAUGAACUUCAGAGAGACACAGUCAUCACACAGAUUGUUUGAAGGUUAGCCAGUAGCCACAGUGAUCCUGCUUGUUGGACUAACUGGUUGUUUUUGAUAUGGUUUUAGACAAGCAAGGGGAAAAUGUCAUAUGGGCACAUUGGGCAGCUGUGGUGCUAAGAUAAAGUAAAAAAGAAGACCUAAAUUGCAGACUCAGAUGCUAUGCUUUUCAAAGUAAACUUCAGAAGAUAAAAACAACUUUAGAGAGUUUUGUGCAAGAGAGCGAGAGGUUUGACUUGGACAAAAAUAAUAAUAUAAAUAAUCUUCAAAGUCACAGCGAAAACCACGCUGGUCGGCAGAGAGCGAGAGAGUGGUGGAGCCCGUUGAAGAUGUGGACACUGAUAUAGUGCUUGGGACCGCUUAACUUAUUUUACUCGCUCAAAGGCCUGUUUUAGUGUUUUUACCCCAAACAAUGAACUAUAUAACAAAACUCCCCCUCUUAUCAAUUCAUACAAUGACAUCACUGUGGCAGAGAGGAGUUGAAAGGAGUGUUGGUUAGUUAAGCUUCCGUGUUGUACAAGUUGCACUUGUAGUUAUAGGACAUACCAUAAAACACACACACACAGACAUUAAGAUAUUAAUACAUAAUAGAAACCUCCUGACACCGUGUAGACACACGAUCUCACUCUACAGCUGAGGGCUGUUGUGCUGUUGCCGUGGCUACGGAGCUAUUCUCACAUCUGCAGAGCUAAAGCAAACAGGCAGAUGAGAGCGAGCGAGAGAGAAAGGCCCGUAGGUGAAGGGAAGGAAGGAAUAUUUACAACCACGUAGUUAACAGACAGAGAACAUUACACAGCAAGGCACUGUAAAAGUGCUGACCCACAGUAGCGGAGGAGAGAUGAGGCUCUGUUUUCUUUCAUCUUGUCUUGUGUGCAAAUGCUGCCGAGAGACUUGGGAGUGUCUGUCUUUUGCGUGAAGUGGUGACGCCAUGUCGGCCAAUUUUCUGUCGCUCUGAAAACACAAACACACUCUGACAUGUUUCCUCUGUCCGAUGUCAUGGCCGCUGACAGCUGUGGCCUGUUCAUCUCGCUCUUGAAAGGGAGACGAAAGAAAGGUGAGAACGGAGGAGUGCGGUGAUGGGUUGGGCUUACCGUACGCGUGGCUGCCGCCUCACCUGUGGACUGACACAACCGGGUCAGAGCUCCAGGGGUGUAUCAGUUUCCCCGUUGCUAUGACAACGGUAGAAGUUGUGGGGGGGGUAAUGAAUCUCCAACUACCUCAGUAUGUCAGUGUGUAUUUGCGGCAGACACACACACACACACAGACAACACACACACACAGUGUUACGAGGCCCCGUGGCGUGUGCAGUGCCACAGCACCAGGUCGAGCACCAGCCAGGCUCCAGGUGUGUCUAACAUGAUUAUAUCCAAGCACUACGCCACUUUUACCACUUUUUCUUUCCUCUCCUCUCCUUUCCCAGACCUACUAAUGGCUGUUUUGGUGUCAGUGUGAGCCUGUGUGUUACAAUGUUAAACGUCUGGUGGUGUCUCCAUACAGCAUCCUUGGGCUGCCUACCUAGGGGUGUUGUGGCAGACCAGAACAGAACAGACCACAACAAACCAGACCAGACCAGAGAACAGACCAGACCAGAGUGAAAACCCCACAGUGUCGCUGCUUUAUUCCCAUGAUUGUGAGCUGCUGAGCUGUAAAGAGGGGGAUCCCCACAGAAAUACAAUGACUAGAGAUUCUAUGGGGAUCCCCACCACCCACUGUGAGCACGUCCACACUCCACAGGGGGGAGUGAAGUGAGUAAUACACAGCAGGGGAGGGGAGAACUGAGUCACAAGCCCAGAGAGGUGAGGGGGAAGCCCCCAGGGAUGCCCAGGCCAGACAGGGGGACAAAGGAUGCAGAGGUUUACCUCAGUGCUAACUUUCUUUUAAAAUAUCAAACCUGACUCACUGUUAGGCUGCCUCGCAGGACAAACAAACAGGUCGGGUCCAGACACACAUAACAAGCCUUUUCCAAACCCCCUGAGUCAAAAGUGUGUGUGCGUGCAUAAUGUGCGUGUGCGCGUCCAUCCAUAGUAUGUGUGUCUAACCCCCUAGCUCACUGAUGUAAAAUAAACACAUUAUUCUCACAGCCCUGGAAGUCCUGACCCUCUAGUCUCUCCUCUCUAGCCGUGUCAUAGAUUCACUGCUCUCCAUCUUAUUUAUUUAGCUUUGCUCUCUUUUCCUUCCCACUGAAGUGGCAUGCUGCUCUAUGGCUGCUUGGGGAAGACAGUGGCACAGCGGUCUAAGGCACUGCAUCUCAGUGCUUGAGGCGUCACUACAGACCCCCUGGUUCGAUUCCUGGCUGUAUCACAACCGGCCGUGAUUGGGAGUCCCAUAGGGCGGUGCACAAUUGGCCCAGCGUCGUCCGGGUUUGGCCGGUGUAGGCCGUCAUUGUAAAUAAGAAUUUGUUCUUAACUGACUUGCCUAGUUAAAUAAAGGUAAAAUAAAUUUAAAAAACAGUGUUGUGCUCCUUCUAGUGCCUGCUUUGAGCACUGGACAGACGUUUUGUCAUUCUGGAGAAUGGGAGGGAUGAGGUGUGUGCGUGUGCAUGCACACAGACUCUUGGCCGUCUCUUUACGUUCCCUAAUACACCCCCUCUCUCCCUAAGCAAACACCUGGAGGCUGCCUCCCCUCUCCAUCCCUCCCUCCCUCCUCUCUAAUGACAGGCCACAACAAAACAGGAAACAAGGCCGUGCUCCCGGUGAUGGCAUGGAAAUUGGUCCGAGUGGAGGGCCUUUGUCUAAACAUGAACUCACCCUACAGAGAGAGAGAGAGAGAGAGAGAGAGACACACACACACACACACACACACACAGCGAGAGAGAGAGACACAUACACACACAGAGAGAGAGAGAGACACACACACACACAGAGAGAGAGACACACACACACACACAGAGAGAGAGAGAGACACACACACAGAGAGAGACACACACACAGAGAGAGAGACACAGAGCGAGUGAGACACACAGAGAGAGUGAGACACAGAGACAGGGAGAGGGGGAAGAGAGACAGAGGGAAAAGGACAGGAAUGGAGGAGUGACCCAGAUCAAAUGAAGAGAUGGAAAGAAUAUCUCAUGGCAUUUAUUUGAUUGAUUUGAAAACAAUAGGAGAUCCUUCACAGGGCUGGUCCGCUGUGGUUUGGUGAUGUGGAGUAGAUAAUACAGAAGGAGUGUAUGAGAACUGAGGGAGGAUGGGAGGAUGGCGUGUCGUGAGAGAGGGAGCAGAUGGAGAGGAGUGUGAGCGAGGGAGACAGAAGGAGGGAUAGAGAAGAGGGGAGAGGGUGGAUAGAGUUCAGAGAAAAGAAAUCUAGCUUCUAGGCUGGUGGUGAAAGGAGGGGUCACAUCAUUGACUUUUCCCUCAUAUAACAGUAUGACAGUAUGAGGAACAGAGGUCAGGGGCUUCUCAUGCACCGUCAGACUGUAGCACCGCACAGUCUCUCUCUUUCUCCCUCUCUCUGUACCUAUCUCUCUCACCCCUCUCUCUCUCUCUACCUCAAUCUGCACAUUCCCCCUAUCUCUCUCCCUCUGUCUCCCUCUUUCUGUCUCAGUGUCUCUCCUUUUGCAGGUGUAAAUAUGUGAGGGCGGAUAUGUUUUUUUAAAUGUGUUUGUAUAAUGUAUGAUAUUUACCCAAUAAAGGGAUGAAUUAUAAUAGUCUCUCCUUCCCUCUCCCAGUCGGUGUAUCUGGACCAGUUGCUGUCCUGUGUGGAUGUUCUGUUGUCUCUGUGUGCGAAGGACUGUUGCUCCAUCAGUCUACAGCUGUUACAGGUGCUGGUUACUGUCCAGAGCCUCUCCACUGAGCCACAGCUCACUGACAAGGUAAGAUGGACGCACACGCCCAAACACACAAACCAGCAUGCGUGCAUGGACACACACACACAUAUGUCUACACACACAUACAUCAAACCCUAGCUCACUGCCCAGGUAAGACCCACACAAACACAUAAUCACACACACUGACCCACAUACACACAGCCUCACCCAGUGUCUCUAACGAGCAAUCCCAGGCAGGCCUCCCCCUCCCCUGUGGGCUCGACGUUUAUAACCCACAAUCCACCUCACCUGUGUAACUACUCUUCUCCUUCUCUGCUCUGACAUGUGGUUUUACCCUUUUUCCCUGCCCUCUUUCUUUUAUAUUAGAACUGUAAGCAUGUUUUCUAUAUCGGGCCAGAGAAGCUAUUCGAAGAAUGUAAGCGUUAGACCUGGUUCAAAGUGGGCACAGUGGAACUCAACAGUCUACUGUAAUUACCCAUUUAGUCAGAAAUUGCACCUUUGGAGUGGAACUAGUUUAAACCGUUGCCGAGGGUGAAAGGAGGCGGUUUUGGAGAAGAGAGAGAGCGAGAGGGAGAGAGAGAGGGGGGGGGGGGCGUGUUGCGAGUCAGCAGGUGUGUCAUCAGCCCCAGCACCGUCCUUCCUCACGCAUACUGCCAUUACAUGCCACGCGAGCACCAUCCUGCCGCGAAGGACACUCAUUGUGUGGUUAACUUAACCCAGAAUAAAACUUAACAACAAAGAGAAGGGGAGGAGGAAACAGAACAGAUUGUAAAAGCCCUGUGUUACAUCUUAUGUCUGUCUGUUUGGAGUGUAUGCUAAUAACAGGUCUAAGAGCAGAGGAGCGGGAAGUGGAGUUGCACUCUGGCCAACGGAUGAAUGACUGACCACUGUGGCCUUCGAUGUCUGACUGUCUGUGUGUCUGUCUGCAGAAACUGUGUCCUGUCUGGAACUGGGAGGAAGAAUAGGGACAGGGACGAAGAGAGGGAGAGAAUGGGGGGAAGAAGAGAGGGGGGUGAGCAUGGCCUUGGGCAUUCCCCGAUGCUGUUCCACCUCCCAGGGGGAAUGGCAAUGUUAGUUUUCCUAGAAAAGGAGCUUUGCUUGCUUCCAGUCAGGGUUGGGGGGGAGAGUUAGAUGGUUAACACUAUUGACUCAAGAGGAUAGUCAGUCAGACAGUUAGUGUCCAUUCGUCUGUGUGUCCAUCCCCCCCCUCCCCUCAAGGGGGCCAUAAGGGGGACCAUUACUCGCCCCUCGAGGUCACUUCCUCUGUCCUGAAGAGACAACACUAUGUUUACUCUCCUUUCUCUCUCACUCGGCUCAUUACCCCUCCGUUGAUGUUUAUUGUGACUAUAGGAUGUGUGUGAAUGCUUCCGGUUUGCUUUUCUGUAUGGGUAUAUGUGUUAGUGUUUGCAUCGGAGUGGUUUGAUAUUUAAGACUAAGAGCAUGUGAAGUACAUUGUUUACAGUGUGUGAGUCUUUGGGAAAAUGUUCUUUCCAUGGUAACCUUACUGUUCAUGCUUUUGUUUCCGGAUGUAAUCUGAACUUUAUGGAAUGUGUUGGGAUCACUUUCUCUCACCUUCCCUUCCUUCCUCUCUCUCUCUCUCUCUCUCUCUCUCCAUCUCUCCAUCUCUCAGGCAGAGCAGAGUGUAGUGUCUUUGUGUAAGGUCCAGGGUCUGGCUACAGUAGCUGACCUCUACAGGCAGCACAUGGAUCAGCUGCUCCAGUGGCUCUCAGCCUCUCAGAAGACCUGGACCAGCUACACCCCCCAGAGACUGCAGCUCCAGGUCAUCGCCACCCAAUCAGGUGAGACUAUAGGUCAGGCUUCUCCAACCCUGUUCCUGGAGAGCUACUCUCCUGUAGGUUUUCAAUCCAACUCCAGUUGUAACUAACCUGAUUCAGCUUAUCAACUAGCUAAUUAUUAGAAUCAGGUGUGCUAGAUUAGGGUUGGAGAGAACCUACAGGAACAGGGUUGGAGAGCUCUGCUAUAGGUAAUCUCUGGCCAAUCAGGUGAGCGUAUAGCCACAUUGCUGGCCAAUCAGGUGAGCGUAUAGGCACAUCGCAUUCUUAUUGGCAGACUAAAUAGCCUUGGUUUCUCAAAUGACUGCCUCGCCUGGUUCACCAACUACUUCUCAGAUAGAGUUCAAUGUGUCAAAUCGGAGGGCCUGUUGUCUGGACCUAUGGCAGUCUCUAUGGGGGUGCCACAGGGUUCAAUUCUUGGGCCGACUCUUUUCUCCGUGUAUAUCAAUGAUGUCGCUCUUGCUGCUGGUGACUCUCAGAUCCACCUCUAUGCAGACGACACCAUUUUGUAUACAUCUGGCCCUUCAUUGGACACUGUGUUAACAAACCUCCAAACAAGCUUCAAUGCCAUACAACACUCCUUCAGUAGCCUCCAACUGCUCUUAAACACUAGUAAAACUAAAUGCAUGCUCUUCAAUCGAACGCUGCUGGCACCCGCCCACCCGACUAGAAUCACUACUCUCGACGGGUCUGACCUAGAGUAUGUGGACAACUACAAAUACCUAGGUGUCUGGUUAGACUGUAAAAGUCUCCUUCCAGACUCACAUUAAGAAUCUCCAAUCCAAAGUUAAAUCUAGAAUCGGCUUCCUAUUUCGCAACAAAGCCUCCUUCUCUCAUGCUGCCAAACAUGCCCUCGUAAAACUAACUAUCCUACCGAUCCUUGACUUCGGCGAUGUCAUUUACAAAAUAGCCUCCAACACUCUACUCAGCAAAUUGGAUGUAGUCUAUCACAGUGCCAUCCGUUUUGUCUCCAAAGCCCCAUACACUACCCACCACUGUGACCUGUACGCUCUUGUUGGCUGGUCCUCACUACAUGUUCGUCGUCAAACCCACUGGCUCCUGGCCAUCUAUAAAUCACUGCUAGGCAAAUCCCCGCCUUAUCUUAGCUCAUUGGUCACCAUAGCAGCACCCACCCGUAGUCUGCGCUCCAGCAGGUAUAUCUCACUGGUCAUCCCCAAAGCCAACACCUCCUUUGGCCGCCAUUUCUUCCAGUUCUCUGCUGCCAAUGACUGGAACGAAUUGCAAAAAUCUCUGAAGCUGGAGACUCUUAUCUCCCUCACUAACUUUAAGCAUCAGUUGUCAGAGCACCUUACCGAUCACUGCACCUGUACACAGCCCAUCUGUAAUUAGCCCACCCAACUACCUCAUCCCUAUAUUGUUAUUUAUUUUUGCUCAUUUGCACCCCAGUAUCUCUAUUUGCACAUCAUCUCUUGCACAUCUAUCAUUCCAGUGUUAAUACUAAUUGUAAUUAUUUUGCACUAUAGCCUAUUUAUUGCCUUACCUCCAUAACUUGCUACAUUUGCACACACUGUAUAUAUAUUUUCUGUUGUAUUUUUUGACUUUGUUUUGUUUUACCCCAUAUGUAACUCUGUUGUUGUUUUUAUCGCACUUCUUUCUUGGCCAGGUCGCAGUUGUAAAUGAGAACUUGUUCUCAACUGGCUUACCUGGUUAAAUAAAGGUUAAAUAAAAAAAAUAUAUAAAAAAAUUGCUGGCCAAUCAGGUGAGACUACAGGUCAUCUCUGUCCAAUCAGGAGACCAAUCUGUAACCAAGACAUUACUGUCCUAUCAGUCAUAUCUGGCCAGUCAGAGACUAAAGCCACAUUAUUGUCUAAUCAUGUGAGACUACAGGCAGAGAGGAAGAGGCGAAGCGAGAGGUUUUACUCCGCCCAAAAUAUGUCCAUGAAAAUAAGCCUACGAGGGUGGGAUUUUUGUAUGGAGGUCAAUGAGAGGGUGUCAAAUUUGGUCAACAAAAAAUUGAUCGUUUGCUAAGUGAUGCUUAUUUGAUCAAAUAGAAGUUUCGUAAUGGUUAGGUUGUUACGAAUUUCACAUUUACAUUUACAUAAUUUAGCAGACGCUCUUAUCCAGAGCGACUUACAAAUUGGAUUCACUGAUAUAAGUGGACUCGUGGCAUUUACGUAACUUUGACAAAAACAACUUUAUAUUGGAGUUGGAUAUAACCCGUUUUAGUGUGGAUAUUGCCAUUUAGGGCAUCUACCAUUUUAAAGUAGUCAAUUGGGUGGGGAUUCCUAUGAUUUGGGAGCAAUCAGCCAAACGGCCACCAUCAUAGAUUGAUUACUUAGAUUUACUGAACAAAAAUAUAAACGCAACAUGCAAUAAUUUCAAAGAUUUUACUGAGUUACAGUUCAUAUAAGGAAAUCAGUACAUUUAAAUGAAUUAGGCCCUAAUCUAUGGAUUUCACAUGACUGGGAAUACAGUUAUGCAUCUGUUAGUCACAGAUACCUUAAAAAAAAAAAAGUAGGGGCAUGAAUCAGAAAAACAGUCAGUAUCUGGUGUGACCACCAUUUGCCUCAUGCAGCGCGACACAUCUCCUUCGCAUAGAGUUGAUCAGGCUGUUGAUUGUGGCCUGUGGAAUGUUGUCCCACUCCUCUUCAAUGGCUGUGCGAAGUUGCUGGAUAUUGGCGGGAUCUGGAACACGCUGUCGUACACGUUGAUCCAGAGCAUCCCAAACAUGCUCAAUGGGUGACAUGUCUGGUGAGUAUGCAGGCCAUGGAAGAACUGGGACAUUUUCAGCUUCCAGGAAUUGUGUACAGAUCCUUGCGACAUACUUGGGCCGUGCAUUAUCAUGCUGAAACAUGAGGUGAUGGUGGCAGAUGAAUGUCACGACAAUGGGCCUCAAGAUCUCGUCACGGUAUCACUGUGCAUAUAAAUUGCCAUCGAUAAAAUGCUAUUGUGUUCGUUUUCCGUAGCUAAUGCCUGCCCAUACCUAACCCCACCACGACCAUGGGCACUCUGUUCACAACGUUGACAUCAGCAAACCGCUCACCCACACGACGCCGUACACUCUGUCUGCCAUCUGCCAAGUACAGUUGAAACCAGGAUUCAUCCUUGAAGAGCACACUUUUCCAGCGUGCCAGCGGCCAUCGAAGGUGAGCAUUUGCGCACUGAAGUCGGUUACGACGCCGAACUGCAGUCAGAUCAAGACCCUGGUGAGGACGACAAGCACGCAUAUGAGCUUCCCUUAGACGGUUUCUGACACUUUGUGCAGAAAUUAUUUGGUUGUGCAAACCCACAGUUUCAUCAGCUGUCCGGGUGGCUGGUCUCAGACAAUCCUGCAGGUGAAGAUGCCGGAUGUGGAGGUCCUGGGCUGGCAUGGUUACACAUGGUCUACGGUUGUGAGGCCGGUUGGACGUACUGCCAAAUUCUCUAAAAUGACGUUGUAGGCAGAUUAUGGUAGAGAAAUGAACAUUCAAUUCUCUGGCAAAAGCUCUGGUGGACAUUCCUGUAGACCUCAUGCCAAUUGCCCACUCCCUAAAAACUUGAGACAUCUGUGGCAUUGUGUUGUGUAACAAAACGGCACAUUUUAGUGGCCUUUUAUUGUACCCAGCACAAGGUGCACCUGUGUAAUGAUCAUGCUGUUUAAUCAGCUUCUUGAUAUGCUACACCUGUCAGGACGCUGGCUUAUCUUGGCAAAGGAGAAAUGCUCACUAACAGGAAUGUAAACAAAUUUUAUAUUUGAGAGAAAUAAGAUUUUUGUGCGUAUGGAACAUUUCUGGGAUAUUUUAUUUCCGCUCAUGAAACAUGGGACCAACACUUUACAUGUUGCCUUUAUAUUUUUGUUCAGUGUAGUAUCUUGUUGAACUAAAAGGGCCAUGUUUGAAUGUUGGUAUGUCCGUUCUAUGCACUUUAUUUCUACGCCGUCAUCUACCCUUAAGAACUGUAUGACUUUGAGACGAAUCAAAGACCUUUGACUCAAGGCCCCUUUUAGAAACACUUACACAGACAGAAAGCAACUUGGCUGGCUACCCAAGCUCCUUGCGCCGGCCAAAUGCUACGCCACGCCCAUGGAUGUUCGAUUCUUCUUCCCAAUGAGUCUGGAUCUGAGUACCUCCCCGAUGAUUUCUACUAUGGAAAUCCAUUCUAGACCGUCUGAUUGGUCCCAGAAACCAAUGGGUUGGGCCAGAGCCAGAACAAAAGUGUGGAAAGCGGCGCUUUAACAAUUCGUGAUUGGCUUUGAUACUCUAAUUGGUUAGAGAUUAUCCAAUCGCUGAUUACUUUGUUUUGUACACACCCCGCACUUUGAUGUCACCACAAAGGUCUUCAAUGAUGGCAGUCUCAGACUGAAGUAUGUAGCGAACGAUAGCAGCGGAAUAAUUCAGUUUGAGUCUUCUGGCAAGACAGCAACAGAACCUGCCAUUAUCCAGCUACACACAGAAAGUUUGUCAUUAGAGCCCAGUUAGCUUAGUGACUAGGGUAAAUCCCCCCCACUCCCAGUCUGUCUCAGUCCAGUUUAGGGAGGGUUACAGGGCUCUGAACCUCACUUUACGCAUUACUUUACCCCUAUCCCCCCAUAAUCCGCCUGAAAUUAGCACCUCCGACACACUUUCUUUCAUCCCGGAUUGCUCUCUCUCUCUCUCUGUCUCUCUCUGUCUGUCUGUCUGUCUCUCCGUCUCAGUCUGACUCUCUCUGUCUCUGUCUCGGUCUCUCUCUCUCUCACACCACACACUUGCACUUCAGACCUAUACACUCUUAGAAAAAAGGGUUCCAAAAGGGUUCUUCGGCUGUCCCCAUGUAGAACCAUUUUGGGUUCCAUGUAGAACCCUCUACGGAAACUGAAAAAGUAUUUGAGAUACUAUUUUUUUAUUGGACCAUAAGCUUUUUUAGGUUUUUGCUGUGAUUGUAUGGGAACAGCAAUAAGUAGCUGAAGUAUGUCCUCUAGUCAAGCCCCCAGUCAUAACUGACCAGUCCAUUCUAAGCCUACGGUCAGCCCCCACCCAGGUCACAACAUCAAACGACAACCCCAAAGACCAAAGCGGACCCUCGUCUUGACCCUGAUCCCCCCCCUUGCAUCAAGGCCACUUUGAACCUCAGAGUCUUUGUGUGUGUGGUGCUUUUUAAAAUACUCCCUACAAAGCCCCUCGCCGUUCCGGGGUUAACCUUUCACCUUUCUGGCCACUAUGCCAAAGCAUUCUGGGAAUAUGGGCAUCUAUUUGUCAUUGUUUGAGAUCUGAGAAUUUCCCAUCUCUUAGUCAUAGUCUGUUCUCACCUUCUGACUGCUGUUUGUCAGACAUAAACUUUGUCCCCCCUUUUCUUCUUCACACUGGCAUUGCUCCUCUUUUCUGUGUGUGUGUUUGUCCGUGAAUGUCCCUGCGUGUGUGUGCACUGUGCAUACGUGUGUGUUCCUUCACUGUCUCUGGUCUGGCACCCUCUGCCCCUGUAAAAAAAAAUCUCCUCUGUGUCUGUGUGCCAACAUCACGCCACGCAAUGCCAGGUGAGAGGAGCAGGACAGGACACUGUGGUCAACUGGCUGUGUACUAUGGGUCAUUUGAGUGGAAUCCAGCCUAGCUGACCCUCUCAUAUCCGCAGUGUGUUUGUGUGAAGAGGCCUUGAGAUGUCUGGUCUGGUCUGGUCUGACACCUUCACCAUGUUUGUGGCACCGUUUUGAUUCACACAUUCUUGCUGCAUGACAUCUUUCCAUUUGUCUCUCUCUCUCUCUCUCUCUCUCUCCUUACCCUCCAUUGCCUUGUUCUCUCUUUCUCUCCCUCUCUUUAUCUGCUUCUUGGAGGCAGUCAGUUCUACUGGCCGGCCACUGCCCUCCGCAUCACAGGAUAUCCUGUCUCGUCUCUACAGCGUGUCACACACACAUAAUCAGACAGACAGUUGGUUAGUGUGUGUAUGUGAGCUGGGAAUACUUUCACUGUGAAUUUCCCAUCCAGUGAGUGACCCUGUCUGGUAACAGGACUUACGGCAACACACACACACACACACACACACACACUCCUUUUACUCAUGUCUCAUUUCCUUGUUGCUGUGUGUCACAGUCUGGUCAUUCCUUGGAACUUUCCCUGUCUGACAUGAGUACUGGUCAGUAGUACUAAUAAUAGGACUUAUAUUCCUCUGUGUUUGUGUGUGUUCAGGCCCAGUCAUUGGAGAGUUCCUGCCCUUGCUAAUGCCCCUUCUGCAGAACUGUCUGAACCCAGAGAGAGACCCUGAGAUGAGACUGCACAUCUUCACCAUGCUGUCCAAACUGCUGCUGGAUGCUACACACACUCUGGACUCCCAGAGGUGAGUUCUGAAUGGACACACACACACACACACACAAUCAGCUGGUCCUAUUUGAAUCCCUACCCCUCCCCCUUGGCCCUAACCCUUCAAAGUUUGCAGAUCUGUACGGUGGAAGCAAUAUUGGGAAGCUUUACCACUACACUGCUUAAAUACCUAUCCAGGCAUGCUAACAUGGAGGGGUCCAAAGGGGAGGGACAGGGACCGGCUGAUACAAACAGCCUCCCACACACACACACACUGACUCAUGCACAGACUGACUCACACACAAACUGACGCAAGGACACGCACAUGCUCAUACACGCAAAUUCACAUACAUGCAUACACACGCACAUGCGUGCACAUACACACACAAACCUGUGACCACCACACACAGACACAAAACAUGCAUUAUAUACACCAAGCUCCUACACCCGCAGCUAAGUCACAGAGUGAAAACAGAAAGUACCUCUGGUGCCCCAACAUACCACAAGGUGGGUAAAGGAGAGGUGAAAAGUUUAGUAAUGCUCUUAGACACACACAUACAGACACACACACACACAUACAGACACACACACUCCAAGCCAGGCGGGACGGGGUAUAGCCCAGGUUGACUUUCCACAGGCUCGUUAGUGCAUGCUGACCUAAACCUCUCACGUUUGUUUUCAUUUCUCCAAACUGCACUGAACGCUAUGUGUUUCUCCCCAGACAUUAUUAGCAGAUUUAGCACAGCUCAUGUUUUUCCAACUUCCCCUCAUUAACUGCAGAAUUAGCAGCCCAGCGACAUGGGACCCUCAUCAACAGAAGUAGCUGUCAAUGAUGUGUUCUGUACAGCAUGUCUAUGGUAGCUGUCCCAUCUCAGGCUCUGCAGACUGCAGUGGGUCUGUUUAUUCUCUAUGGGGCUUGGGCUAUAUAGAGUCUAUGGCUGCUAUAGGAGAUUGGUCUUGGGAGGAACAACCAUGAGUGUAAUUUCCUCUAGUAACGGAUGUGUUGAAAAUGUGUUGGCCUAAUGUUGUCCCUCCCAGAGGAGAUGGUGAACAGACUCAUGGGGGGUGUCAGUUACCCCCUCGUCUCACUAAUCUGGAUGGAAUCUACCACCACAGGCAUCUUGUUACGUCUGGGACCUACUAACAUGAAACAUACAUAGCAAUAUGCCUCUGAUGAGGGGAGGGGGUGGAUUUCGGGUUGAUCUAUCUGUCCUCAGUGAGUUAGUAACGCUGUGCCUGAUCCCCACCCCAGAGUGAUCUUUCAACACUCUUUUAUGGGGAUGGAGCAUUGAGACUAAUUGAUUGAUUCAUUGGAUUGAUUGAACGGAUGAAUGAAUGACAGAAUUAAACCUGUAUUGCCCUGAAGAGGAUUUGAUUUGCACAUCAUGAGCCACAUUGUAAACAGACAAAUGCAACCAAAUCACCUGUGGGGAGGAUACCUGUCACCCACACAUUCCACAUUACAUUCAUUCAAAUCCAGACCAGGAUAUUAGCAGACAAUAACAUGAAAGACUCAUCAUUGGGGCCCUGAAUAUCUCUGUUGUUAUCUCCCCUCUCUCCAAGCCAUUUCCCCAUAGUCUGUCCCUCUUCCCCUCCAGUGCCUCACCCGUCUCCUCCCCCUGUCCCUGUCCCUGGCCCUGGCCCUGAUCUCUAAUCUAGGGGAAUGUGUUAAGUUAAGCCGGGGCCGUGUGCUCUGUGGUCUCUGCUGUGGCUCCUGCGGUCGGAGCAACAGUUGUCCCCGUCACUCAGUGGGGUAACUCGUCAGUGUGGUCCCCAAGGGUCGACCGUGACUGCCCUGGGUGCAGCGCGUGUCACCAUGGAUGUGUACAUAAUGGCUAGGUAUGUUGAGGUCAAUCUGGGUAGUUUGUGUGGAUAGUUUGUAUGGGUAUUGGUAGUUUGUAUGGUGUGGAACCCUUGUAGCCAAACUGGCCAAAGGAGUUGGUAGAAGCAGACUGACACCCAGGCUAGAUCUCAGACGUUAAAAGAUUAGAAUUCUGAACUCGAAGCUCCAAGAUGUGACUGCUAGGCCUACAUCCAGUUGAUAAAGGUAUGAAGUGAACAGCCAACAAGCAUUGCCUCUGUCCUUCCCCAACUCUCUCUUCCUCUCCCAGGCCACCUAUGCUGUUUAGUGUUGACUUGUGCUUUUAACCCAGGGCACCUCGGUAGUUAAAUCAUCAUAGGAAGAUUAGUAGUGAGCGAUUCUACAGUAUAAUACCUUUCAUCUAAGGGCACCAAGUCUUAUUGCUUUGGAUGUUGGGAGAAGGGGAAGUUUAUACUAUGAGGAAUUCAUAUUGACUUAAAGGGUAGGAAGCAUGAGUUUUUACUCACCAAUGUGUGGUCAAAGACUUAGUCACUUAGUUGUAGUCACGAUCUGGAUACCUAUAAGUACAAACAUAGUUAUGUUUUUGGGUUAUUACAUAUUUAUUAACUUAAUUCCAGAUAUCUUCUAAACUACCCACAAUGCACUAUUUCUCAACAUCAUAUGGAGGAUCUACUCUGUGCUACAGAGUUCGUAUGCUAGGUCGGUAGCAAGCUCAAGCUGGCUAACGUUAGCCACUAGCCAUGUUACCAUGUAAUUAUAUUCCAGACCAAGUGUUGGUGGUGGUGAGUUACAAUCCACCAAUCACGAGGAAGUGUGAUGUAAACAAGGAGUAGAUGGGGCACAUGCAGCAUGCUCUUCACUGACUUUGUGGCAGUGUUAUCUAUUGGGAACCCAUUAGCAUGGCAGGCUUCUUGCCGUGGGCUCAUAACGAAAGGUCUCCUUUUUGUUUUGUCAACUUUUCAGCAUGUUAUCUGUGAAGUAGGCUACAGGAGUUUUGUAACUUUUUCCACCUUGGCUUAGUGCUACUGUGCUAGCUGACAGACAUCUGGAAUCAAUGUAUUUUGGAUUUCUCUGACUCUCCCUUCGGCCCAGCGACUUGUCCGCGUCCCCCUCGCUUUCGUAGCUAACUCAGCCUGCACUUUUAAAAAAGUUUUACCAUCGGAUGAGCUCCAGCCAUCAAUCUGGAUGUCUUCUCUCUUUGCUUUUAAUCUGCAGUUAUGUUUUGGUUGUGUUGUGUUGGGCUCUAGCUUGCCGACCAUAACCGUGGAGGUUGGCUAGGCUAAUAGCUAGUUGGCUAAAUAGCUAACGUUAGCUGGCUGGCUAGCUUGCUGGCUAAGAUAACUGCAUAUAGCUAACAUUCUUUAAUAACUUGUUAGAUGGCGUUAUGUAUUUCCAAAACUUUAGUUUACUUUAAUGAAUCUGUAAGCUAGGUGUUGAUCGCAACUGGCUGACUCAUUCAGUGAUAACGUUAGCAGUUUGGUAGGGCUAACGUUAGCAGGCUAGUAGGGCUAACAUUAGCAGGCUAGUUGGCUAGCAACCUUGCAAGUUGAUUUGUAACAAUAAAUUCAAACCAGUAGUUGGUUUAAUUUGAAGUUAUACAUUUUAAGUUAUUUUUGUUGGAGUUUACAUUAUAGGGAAUAGGCUGGCUUGCUGGGUCCUCCAUAUUACAUCACACCCCGGGAAAAACAUUUUCCGACAUGACUUCGGCGUUCUUUGGAAUUCUGAUCGGUUUUCGAAAAAUAGAAAAGUGAGGUGUAACUUUGCAUUUUGACUUUUUAUGCGUAUACUAAUGCAAAUCCAUUUGUUACAUGUGGUUACGUUUAUGCUACCUACCCUUUUAAGUAAUACCUUCCCGCACACCGUCUCUCCCAUGUAGAAUGUUUGUAGUUUGUAGUGCAGCACACACAAACAAAAACUCCAUCUCAUCAAGGCGACAAUGAUAAUGAUACACAGUAUCUCUCUAUAAUACACUCUUUGUACCAAAAUGACAUAAUAACAUGUCGGCAGCAGAACAAAGAGAAAGGAAAAGGGAAGGGAGAGAAGAGUGUAUCCUCAAAUACGUGCCUUAGUUCCACUGACACAUAAUGGCUUUGUUUCAUGUGGAUCUGUGGGCUGCUAUUAAAGGUGAAGUUGGAAUAGAAGUAGAGAGGUGGGCUGCUAUUGAAGGUUAAGAUGAAAUACAAGUAGAAAGGAAUGUGUUAUGGGAGAAAGAAUACACCCCACACACUGUGAAAAUGGCAGAUAAAAUCAAAGUAAUUCUUCAAAAGAAAGAGGUGUGUGUUGUUGGCAAGGAAGGUCUGUAAUUGCUGUCUGAGAUUUACAGCAUAGAGCUAGGCAGUGUAGAGACCCAACAGGCUAGCAUCCAGUGUGUGUGUAGCACAUGGGGAUGUGUGAAACUUACUCCUCAGCCUGAAGUGUCCCAACUUGCGCUGCCGAAUAGCUAGCUUUUCACGUGGCGCGAUUGGUAAGACGCUUCAGGAGGGUGGUCAUGUGUGCUUGCAAAGAAACAGAGGUCCUGGGUUCGGGCCUCGGUAUGAGCCGAAUCAGGAGGAAGCGGUACUCUAAGCAAGCAGCGUGACGUCCUUUACAUGUGCACAUGUGUUACUGUCUGGGAGGUAACACUUGUCUUGAGUCAGACUGUACAUGUGUGAUGGGUACCAAAUUGAUGAUCAUAUCUUAUUGUGUGCAUGCCUGCGAGCGCCAUGCACGCUAUUGAUGGGAUUGGUCAAUGCGAUGUGGAAAGAGGACUUUCCAUGUCCUACCAUCACUCUUCAUGGCAUUCUUUCCAUCCACUUCCAUAUGGGCAGAGAGAGAGCAGGGAGAAUAGAACACAUGAAGGCCACUGACUGACUUCUGGCUGCAUUAGUGGGAGAUAGGCUCCCCCUACUGGUGAAGAGAUGGUACAGGCCGCUCCAACGUGUAGUAUUACAGGGUCACUCAGAACAGAAACAUAAUGGGGGUGUAUAUAGGGAUUAUAGAGACUGCUGCCAGAUUUUACACUUACAAAUACCACAUGUCAGUGUCGAGGAGAAAUGGGGUGUCGUACUCAUAAAUGAACGAGGUGUGUGUGUGUGUGAGAGUGAAGGGGGAGUGAGUGACUGUCAGUAUGAUUGAAUUGGCAGGAAAGUAGAGUGAGUUAGAGAAGAGGAGAAAUGAAGGACAUCCAGAUGGUCCUUUCCUCCUCUUCUUGUCCUCCACUCUGUUCCAUCUCUUUCUCUACCUCUAGUGUUACUUUGUGUGGACAGGCUGGCUGGCUAUGGGAAACAUGGCCGUAGGUCCAGCUGUGUGUCAGUGGUUUGCCACUGUGUAGCACUCACAGUAAUCUCCAGUAGCUGCCUGGUAACUCUAUAUUACUGUAUCCUCACCAAGUGCUUUCACAUCGCAUCACGUCAUAGGACUAGUAGGCUACUUCCCAGUCUGCUCAUCCUGACUCUUAUGACGUUGCCUAUUUGUACACUGACUGUGUCAUUUAUCACCAUAUCGUUAGAUUAUAUUAGGUAUUCCUAGACUUUUCUGUGAAGUUCUUAGGAAUUUCAUAGUGAAUUAUUCGAUAAUUUAUUGGGAGUGUGGAGACUAAGACUGGGGAGUAGACUUAUUUAUUUAUUUUCAGAAGAAAAUAAUAUAUUUUUCCUUAUCAUUAGAGAAUUUCUUGGGAGUGUGGGAACUAGUGUCAUUCUACUAGAACCUUCAAACUCAUCUCUGGACCUGGAAGCCAGUUCCACUGAGUGUUUUCAUUGUUCCCCUCUAAUCAGGGACUGAUUUAGACCUGGGAUACCAGGUGGGUGUAAUUAAUUAUCAGAUAGAACAGAAAACCAGCAGGCUACAGACCUCAUAGGGUAAGAGUUGAAUACCCCUGUACUAGAGAGUAGAUUUUCUUGGGUAUUUUUAGUGAAUUAUUAGAUAAUUUAUUUGGAGUGUGGGGACUGGGGAGUAGAGACAGCAUCAAAACAUCUACUUCUAUAGAAUAGGUGUAAUAAUGUAGUAAUGAGUCCAUUGGAACAGCUGACAGACUCUCUCCAUAUCUCUCCCUCUCUCUCUUCUCCCCUCCCCCCACCCCUCUAUUUUUUUCCCUCCCUCUUUUCCCCUCCCCCCACGCCUCUCUCUCUUCCGCCUCUCCCUCCCUCUCUCUCUCUCCCUCCCCCUCCCUCCCUCUUCUCUCUCUCUUCUCCCCUCCCCCACCCUCUCUCUCUCUCCUUCUGCACUCUCGCUCUCCUCUCUUCUUCCUUCUCCUACCGCUUCCUCCGCUCUCUCCUCUCUCUCUCUCUCUCUCUCUCUCUCUCUCCUCGCUCUCUCUCUCUCGAGUCUCAUCUCUCUCUCUCUCAUCUCUUUUUUUCUCUCUCUCUCUCCUCUCUCUCUCUCUAGGCGGUUCUGUGAGCACCUGGAUGUGUUUCUACUGGAGUUGCUGCUACCUAACCUGGUGUGGAAGGCAGGUCGUACUGCUGCAGCUAUCCGUACCUCAGCUCUCAGCUGUCUGCUAGCCCUGCUGCAGGGGGGAGCCAUCACGCCCGGCCAGGUAAACACACACACACACCACACACACACAGGUACCUGCACAAGUAAACAUAUACAGCACAUGCACUGGUAAAUGCAGACCACACCACCUGUAACGUUCAAACACAGACAUGUACCACCUGUACAGUUAAACACGGAGACAUGUACACACCUGUACAGUUAAACACAGAGACAUAUACACACCUGUACAGUUAAACACAGAGACAUAUACACACCUGUACAGUUAAACACGGAGACAUAUACACACCUGUACAGUUAAACACAGAGACAUGUACACACCAGUACAGUUAAACACGGAGACAUGUACACACCUGUACAGUUAAACACAGAGACAUAUACACACCUGUACAGUUAAACACAGAGACAUGUACACACCUGUACAGUUAAACACGGAGACAUGUACACACCUGUACAGUUAAACACAGAGACAUGUACACACCUGUACAGUUAAACACGGAGACAUGUACACACCUGUACAGUUAAACACGGAGACAUGUACACACCUGUACAGUUAAACACGGAGACAUAUACACACCUGUACAGUUAAACACAGAGACAUGUACACACCAGUACAGUUAAACACGGAGACAUGUACACACCUGUACAGUUAAACACAGAGACAUGUACACACCUGUACAGUUAAACACAGAGACAUGUACACACCUGUACAGUUAAACACAGAGACAUGUACACACCUGUACAGUUAAACACAGAGACAUGUACACACCUGUACAGUUAAACACAGAGACAUGUACACACCUGUACAGUUAAACACAGAGACAUGUACACACCUGUACAGUUAAACACAGAGACACUGGUGCACACAACGGCACAAGUAAGAACUGACACACUCACAUAAUACAUGCAGGUGUGUACACACAGGCACAACACAAAGAGAAGCAUACUGUAUAUUACUUUCCCCCAUUCUGACCUGUCCUCUCCUAUCUGCAGAACCCCUUAUUCUGACCUGUCCUCUCCUAUCUGCAGAAACCCUUAUUCUGACCUGUCCUCUCCUAUCUGCAGAAACCCUUAUUCUGACCUGUCCUCUCCUAUCUGCAGAAACCCUUAUUCAUGACCUGUCCUCUCCUAUCUGCAGAAACCCUUAUUCUGACCUGUCCUCUCCUAUCUGCAGAAACCCUUAUUCUGACCUGUCCUCUCCUAUCUGCAGAAACCCUUAUUCUGACCUGUCCUCUCCUAUCUGCAGAAACCCUUAUUCUGACCUGUCCUCUCCUAUCUGCAGAAACCCUUAUUCUGACCUGUCCUCUCCUAUCUGCAGAAACCCUUAUUCUGACCUGUCCUCUCCUAUCUGCAGAAACCCUUAUUCUGACCUGUCCUCUCCUAUCUGCAGAAACCCUUAUUCUGACCUGUCCUCUCCUAUCUGCAGAAACCCUUAUUCUGACCUGUCCUCUCCUAUCUGCAGAAACCCUUAUUCUGACCUGUCCUCUCCUAUCUGCAGAAACCCUUAUUCUGACCUGUCCUCUCCUAUCUGCAGAAACCCUUAUUCUGACCUGUCCUCUCCUAUCUGCAGAAACCCUUAUUCUGACCUGUCCUCUCCUAUCUGCAGAAACCCUUAUUCUGACCUGUCCUCUCCUAUCUGCAGAAACCCUUAUUCUGACCUGUCCUCUCCUAUCUGCAGAAACCCUUAUUCUGACCUGUCCUCUCCUAUCUGCAGAAACCCUUAUUCUGACCUGUCCUCUCCUAUCUGCAGAAACCCUUAUUCUGACCUGUCCUCUCCUAUCUGCAGAAACACUUGACAGUGAGUAAGGAGUACGAGGAAAUAUGUGGUAGUGCAUUUUUCUCUUUCAACCAUCAGGAGAGUUCAUCUAGCGCACGCUUCCCUGCUUUGUCCAUUUACCUUCAAUAUAGAUGGUCCCACUUGACACAUUUCAUGUAAUGGACUGUCUCCCUCUAUCCAUCUCUCCCCCUCUCUCUCUUUCCAUCUCCCUCUUUCUAUCCAUCUCUUUCUCACUCACACACACACUUUUUCGGUUCCUCUCUCUCUCUCUCGACUGUGUCAUGGCUAGAGCAAGGCAGCAGGUGUGUGGGGGUGGAGGGGGGUGGAUGGGAGGGUUCACAUACCUUUGUCCCACUGGAACAAUGCUGCCUCUGUCCUGGUUCCAUUGUUGUGGGCCGCAACCAUCACUUAGACAGGCCCCCGCACCUGCCCUUGGGACCACGUGUCCAGUCACACUCACACAUAUUCAUACCCACUCCACCGUCUGUGUUUGCCCUUGCAUGCGCAGAAUGACCGUUUCACAGCCAGCUCAAACACCACUUUGCGUUGCACCGCUUUUAAAAUUGUGUUUAACAACGGUGAAAACAAACAGUUUGGAGAACACUGGCUGUGUGUCUGUGGGUGUGUUCCUUUCCACAGGCAAAUCAAACUGGGCUUUGUCUGGGGAACAUUGUUCCAGCCCUUCACUCCUUCCUGUAAAAACAAUUAGCUGCUCCAUUUACACACAGCCCUAUCAAAUAGACACUGAUGUCAUGUUAGAUCACUUUACUGCCAAGCCCCCCCUCUCUUUCUCUCUCUCUCUCUCUCCCCUGUUUCCCUGUCGAGCACGCUCUCUCUGACCCUCACUCACUCGCUCUUUCUAUCGCACACACUCACUGUUUUCCUCUCCCUCUUUCCCUCUUUCUCUCUCUCUUUCUCUCCCUCGCCCUCUCUCUGUCUUCUCUCUCUCUGUCUCAACCACUCAAUCUCUCUUUCGUGUUUUGUUUGAAUUAGGUGUGGGGAUAAGAACCUUGAUAUCAGCUCAUGUGAUCUUAGACCAGCUCAGGGAUGGUUGUGUUGUGUUCUGUUCUGGUCUACCUGGCCCAGUGUCCAUCUAUGAGCUGGUGGAUCUUUGAUGCAGCUCCGUGCUGCUGUGUUUUCCCCAUCACUCCCACACUCCCAGCCUGGCUCAUAGUCACCAGGGAUGAUGAGCAACAGCCAUCUCUGUCCAGUUUCUCCUAUGUUUCAAGUGUUUGGGAAGUCAAUUGGUUAUAUAACAGGGUCUCCAGUGUCAGAACUGUGCUUUGGAUUACUGUGUGUGCUAGAGUAAUUCACUGUGACUACCUGUGAACAUGACAUGUAUGAAAUGUGAGUUCAGCUUUCCUGCUCUUGUGCUGCCCAGUGCCCACACAAUAUUUGCACAUUAGUAGUUGUGUUUUCUGUUUGUAGUAUGGCGAGAUUUGGUUGGGAGGGGCCCCCCCACCUAGCUGCAAAACAUUUUAGUGGCCCCCCUUUUGACGGUGGAGAGAAUAUUUUAAGUUUUAAAGUUAAUUUCCUGCAAUUCUACACAUUUUGCCAUGGGGUGGGGAGAACUGCAAUUUUGUUUAAAAAAUCCUGCAAUUCUACUCAUUUUGCCAUUGGCAGAGAGACAUUUUUACAGUUUUAAAGCUAAUUUCCUACAAUUCUACACAUUUUGUAAUGACUUAUGCCAUGUUAAUAUGAUAGCCUAUCUGAGUGAGAAUGACUAACAAAAUCAAUGCCGGCCCCCUGGAGGUCAGGGCCACUGGGCACGUGCCCUGGGUGCCCGGUCAGUAUACAGCCAUGAUUACUACACGUUUAAAUAGCUAGCUAGACCAACUACCAAGAAAUAAAUAAAUGUUAGCUGACGUGGCUAGUUGAGUGACUGUCAGUGACUGACAUAAGAGAAAAAAUGCUGAUAUUGCACCCGGUGUAUUCUACUAUUCUUACUUCCUUAGCGGCUGGGGUCCCUAAGCGACCACCUAUGUCACUUAUGCCUGGAACCGGCCCUGUGUCUGUUUUUAUCUCUCUGUUUGUAGUUACUGGCUGUAGAGGAGAGGCUGAGUCCCCAGGUGUUGUCUGUCUCUCUGUCUGUAUAUAACCUGUGUCUCUCUGUCUGUAGUUGUAUAUAACGUGUGUCUCUCUGUUUGUAGUUACUGGCCGUAGAGGAGAGGCUGAGCCCCCCGGUGUUGUCUGCUCUAGAGGAAGACUCUCAGCUGUCCAGACUACUGGCCUGUCGUUCUCUCUCCACCCUGCUCAAACUGAUCGGACCCAGCCUCCACCCAGAUGCCCUGAACAACAUCUACCCUGGUACUACACUGGUGUCUCCCUCUGUGUAUCCUGUCUUUGUUAGAGCAAACAUGUCUUUCUCUCCCUCUUUCCUUCACUCUAUUUCUCUUUCUUUCAUUCUCUCUCCUUCUUUAUUUUUGUUCCUCUCUCAUCCUCUCUUCAAUUCUCUCAUUCCCUCUGACACAUAUACAUCUUUCUACAUCAUUCUAGAAUGCAUCCAUGAUUACGAUUAUGAUCCCAUAGAAAUAGAUGUAAUCAUUCUAAUUCUAGACGGUCCUCUCUUGCUCUGCUGUUUGUGUCCUCAGAGGUGCUGAAGCGUCUGGAUGACAGCAGUGACGAGGUGAGGGGCGUGGCCCUCAGGGCUCUGGGCCUAUGGCUUGCCUCCCUGGGGAAGGACUACAACUCCCAGCUCUACAGUCAACACCUGGAGGUCCUUUUCCAGCAGCUGUUGCUGCACCUGGACGACCCAAACAGCCGCGUGCAGGACACUGUGCUGGGUGAGACUCACAAUCACACAUUGGUCCAAUCCUAAAUCAACCCAUCAUCAAUGAUGAUGAUGCAUGACAACCCCCUAGACAAAAGAGGGUCAUGACAACCCCCUAGACCAGGAAGAGGGGUCAUGACAACCCCCUAGACCAGAAGAGGGUCAUGACAACCCCCUAGACCAGGAAGAGGGGUCAUGACAACCCCCUAGACCAGGAAGAGGGGUCAUGACAACCCCCUAGACCAGGAAGAGGGGUCAUGACAACCCCCUAGACCAGGAAGAGGGGUCAUGACAACCCCCUAGACCAGAAAGAGGCUCAUGACAACCCCCUAGACCAGGAAGAGGGGUCAUGACAACCCCCUAGACCAGGAAGAGGGGUCAUGACAACCCCCUAGACCAGGAAGAGGGUCAUGACAACCCCCUAGACCAGGAGAGGGUCAUGACAACCCCCUAGACCAGGAAGAGGGGUCAUGACAAACCCCCUAGACCAGGAAGAGGGGUCAUGAAACCCCUAGACCAGGAAGAGGGGUCAUGAUAAAACUAGUAAUGAUGGAGGGCAUGAAUAGAGAUGAAGGGUGACUUGAAGUUGAUCAGGUGGGUAGCAGUACUGUCCAUGUUUCACAGGCUCUGUCCUGUCUCAGUCAGUCAGAGUUUAAAGAGUUGAUCCCUACGUCUAACAGCCCCAUACACACAGCCACAUUGCUAGGAUACCAGAUCCCCCUUUUCCGUCGUAUCAAAGGCUAUCUAUCCACCUUUUCCACUCCAUUCAUCUUUCACGCCGACCCAUGCGAAGCUCCCCUGCUCCACACACACCACCACUCCCCUCGUCCAUCACGGGGCCGGGAGUGGAUCCAGAGACAGAGGGGUGUGUGUGAUUGACGCUCCGUCAUCACCCCUGCAAAGCUACACACACACACACACACACUAUAUAAGCGAAGGUCAGUUCAUAAACAUGAUUUACAUCCCAACCACUGAACAUCCUGUGGUCAAGGUUACCGAUAUUAUACCCAAACACACAGACAAAACACAAAGGAUAUUAUCUCUGGUAAAGGUUUCAAACUCUGCUGAGUGGAAUCCACCGUAUGAUAGCUGUUGCUGCAUCAGCUCAGUCCGAGGGUGUGUCCCAAACGGCACCCUAUUCCCUACAUAGUGAACUACUGGGCCCUGGUCAAAAGUAGUGCACUAUAAAGGGAAAAAGGGUGCCAUUUCCCCCCUGGACCCUGGUCAAAAGUAGUGCACUAUAAAGGGAAAAAGGGUGCCAUUUCCUCCCCUGGACCCUGGUCAAAAGUAGUGCACUAUAAAGGGAAAAAGGGUGCCAUUUCCCCCCUGGACCCUGGUCAAAAGUAGUGCACUAUAAAGGGAAAAAGGGUGCCAUUUCCCCCCUGGACCCUGGUCAAAAGUAGUGCACUAUAAAGGGAAAAAGGGUGUCAUUUCCCCCCUGGGCCCUAGUCAAAAGUAGUGCACUAUAAAGGGAAAAAGGGUGUCAUUUCCCCCCUGGGCCCUAGUCAAAAGUAGUGCACUAUAAAGGGAAAAAGGGUGUCAUUUCCCCCCUGGGCCCUAGUCAAAAGUAGUGCACUAUAAAGGGAAAAGGGUGCCCUUUGGGGGAUGCAGACCAUUGAUGUUUUUUUCUUCUAUCCAUAUGACGAUGGGAGAAUAUGGUUGAAGCAUCAGCGUUCACCAGCCGUUUGUCACAGAUAAUCAAGGAGGAACCUCCAUGAGAAGCAGAGUGAAACUCCAGCGGUGCUCUCAGCUAAGGCCCCAGCUCCACACUACAGGAAACACACUCAGACUUUCUGCCAAUAAAUAACACACACGUCUGCACAUUGCUUGCACGCACACACACACACACACACACACACAAAGACAGAUACUCAUGCACACAUGUACACAUACACAAAUAGCCAUGAAACCGCAGAACCAUCAAACCCUGUCGGAAAACACUGGGCAUGAGAGGAGGAAGAGACCGGGAGGAAAGGGGUGAAAGAGGGAUGAGAAGAGAUAAAAGAGAGGGGAUAACAUGGGAUGGGUGUGUGGAGAGAUGAGGGAGAGGAGUCUCCAUGUGGUUGUGAUUAGGGGGUUGUUAUCCUGAGAAGCGGGGGUGCAGGAGGCUCACGUUAGCCCCGCUAAGAGCUGCCUAUCGUGGGUGUGAUGGUACAGGGAGUGGGUGUAGAGGGUUGGGGUUAAUAGCAGGUUUUGGGGUCAAUUCCAUUUCAAUUCAGUCAGUUCAAGGGGUGACCUUAAAUUCAAAUUCCAGUGUCCCUCAGAAAACGCUUCCUGAAUUGACCCCAACCCUGGCCGAUUGAUACAGCCGGUAGGAAGGGCGGAUAGCGGUGUGUCUGUGUGUGAUAUGCGUGCACACGUGCGCUGCUCUGCUGUAAACGUGUGUGUGAGAGGAUAUAGGAGUAUUCCUCUGUGGAAUACGAUGAGCUCACCCAGUGCUGACUGAUAGCUGUGUCGUACCCCCGUACCCAUAACCACCAUCCUCCCCACAAAUCUGGAGCCCCUUCUUUGUCUCAUGCAUGUCUGUGUUUGAAGCUUUUUUCCUCCUCCCUUCCUUCUCUCUCUUUCUUCCUUUCUUUCCCUCUUCUUUUAUUAUUCAUCCCCUUCUUAUAUGGUUCUUGAAUUUCAAAGUCACAUCUCCCAAGAGCUUGAUGUCUGCUGCUCCUCUGACAGUAUGAUGGACAGUACCGCCCCUCCUCCCUCUCUCCCCCUCUCUCAUCCCUCUUCCCAUAAUUCCUUCCUCCCAUAAUUCCACAGCCCUGGGAGCGCGGCUGCUGCUACCUGCUCCACACACACACAUGCCCCGCGGUUGGCACACACAUCAAGGGGAAUCACCGGAUCCCCUCUCAUCAUCACAAGUCAUCAUUGUUCUCCUUUGUUCAAAAGAGCUCAGGGAAAGAAAAACCCCCACUGUAUUUAUACACACAAAUCGCAAAGAAAUCCCCCUUGGUCACCACUUGAGGAACAAAGUGAACAAAGUGCAUUCCGACAGGUAUCGAAUGAUGACUUGACGUGAACUAACUCAUCCCAACUGACAGGGGUAUCAACACUGUACAGCUUCAGUUACGCCAUGUGGUUUCCUCAACAUUUACUGUUGGCACUACUUCAAGUAAUUCCAUAGCAUCUUUAAUACCAUUAAAUUCCAGUGGUAUCUGUCCUGUUGGAGUAGAUAUAACUGUGGUGCAACACCGCCAUCUGGUGGUAAAAGUGAAGUGCUUAUUUUGUAGAACAAUUCACUGUAAUCCAUCAUGGCCUGCAAACAACAAAUGUGUUGAAAUGCUUUUUACCAUUGCUGGAGUUAAUAAUAUGCUGCUAGUGUUGAUAUAUGAUGGGUUUUUACAGUACAGGAGUAUUUUGAUGUGACCUAAACUUGUAAUAUAUGAAAUGUUACCUUUACAAGCAUGGCGCUUGUAACGCCGGGGUAGUGGGUUCGAUCCCCGGGACCACCCAUACGUAAAAAUGUAUUCACACAUGACUGUAAGUCGCUUUGGAUAAAAGCGUCUGCUAAAUGGCAUAUUAUUAUAUUAUUAUUAUUUAUCUCUGUGAAAGCUGUAAAAGUAGACCUAAAGUAAAGCAGUUCUAGUCAUAGUCCAAGGUGUGGCUGAGUAUUAUCACUACUGUCGGAUGAAGAGGCAGCAGUCAGAGGAGAGGCGAGGCGAGGCGAGGGAGAAGAAUAAAAGGGUCACAGAAGGAAUUUUGUUGUACCCAUCUGUGAGAGGCCCUUAUCAUUGUAACUAAAAGAGACUUCCAGACACCCACACAUUCUAUAUGUUCAGGUGAGUAGAGAGAGAUUAUUAUUGCUUUAUGACUAUUGUUAGUCUGUUAUCUUCCUAUCUUAUUUCGCCAUCGUUAUAUCUUUACUUUGACAGUGUAGCUAAGUUUAUUGAAUUGAGAGAAGGUGUGAAUUAUUUAGAUCAGUCCCAUUACUUCCUAUUUUUCUCACCUGUAUUUCUUUUAGCUAAGACAAUCAUACCUGAACACUAGGAAACAAUGAGUUCUGCUGUUAAUAAGUAUCAAUAGCUCUACAUUUGUAUGAAUCUACUGUAGUGACAACUUUUACAGUAAGGGCUAAAUCCAAACUUAAGAUUUGUUUGGAAACAAUUGUUACACACAUAUUUCAAGUUUAGAUUCAGCAGUAAACAAAGCUAUCAAGAGCUGACUCAUUCCAGGAAGUCCUAAUAUGCUUUUUGGGUUAUUAUGUUCCAGAAAUGGCGUCCUCCAGUCUCCUGUCUGAUCAGAUCCAGUGCUCUAUCUGUCUGACUGUGUGAGCCCGUCACCACUCCAUGCGGACACAACUUCUGCAUGGCCUGUAUCAGUGGACACUGGAAUACCACUGAACAUUGCCAGUGUCCAAUGUGUAAAGAGACAUUCUAAAGGAGACUGCUCUUAAUCAACAAAACACUCAGAGAUGUUGCUGAUCAUUUUAAGAGUGCGAGACAGAGAUGAGUCCCAUGCCGAGCCUGGAGAAGUGUCCUGUGAUGCCUGCACUGGGACGAAGCUCAAGGCCCUGAAGUCCUGCCUGGAGUGUCUAACGUCUUUCUUUGAGACUCACCUGGAGCCUCAUCAGAGAGUUGCAGGCCUGAAGACGCACAUGCUGUCUUCCAGAACCUAGAAGACAGGAUGUGUACGAUGCACAAGAGACCCCUGGAUCUGUUCUGUAGGACUGACCAGGCGUAUGAGUGUCAGUUCUGCACUAAAGCAGACCACAAGACUCAACCCCGUCCCUCUGGAGGAAGAGUGUGGAGAGAGGAAGGUUCAACUGGUGAAGAUGGAGACAGAAGUGCAGCAGAUGAUCCAGGAGCGACUGUAGAAGAUUCAGGAGAUCAAACACUGUAGAGCUCAGUAAGAGAGAUGGAAAGAAAGAGAGAGAACCUGCAACCUGUCUACUAUCACAUCAGUCGUUUAUUCCAUUGAGAAAAGACAGGCUGAGCUCAUUGCAGUGGUUGAAGAGAAGCAGAAAGCAACUGAGAGACGGGUUGAAAGGCUCAUUAAAGAGCUAGAGCAGGAAAUCACUGAGCUAAAGAGGAGAGGCACUGAGCUGGAGCAGCUCUCACACCCUGAGGACCACCUACUCCAGAGAUUCCCAACCCUCUGCACCCUUCCACACACCAGGGACUGGUCUGAGAUCAGUGUUCACAGUGAGCUGUGUGUGGGGAUCAUGAUGCAAGCUCUUUUUAAGAUACCAGAGAAUUCAAGAAAACAUUUCUGAACUUGAGAAUUUCAAAAUAGAUAUUAAUGAAUUGAAGUUUAUGUUGAAGAGGAUUCAGCGGUGGUCAGUGGAUGUGACUUUGGAUCCUGAUACUGCAUGGCAAUACCUUAUCCUGUCUGAGGACGGGGGGAAAAGUGAAACAUGGAGACAAAAUAAUGUCCCGGACAACCCCAAAAGGUUUUACAAACCCUGGGUCUGUGUUGGGACACCAGGGCUUCUCAGGGAAAUUCUACUAUGAGGUGCAGGUGAAAGGUAAGACUAACUGGUGGAUAGGAGUGGCCAGAGAGUCCAUCAACCGGAAAAUAUAUGUUGUUACUGAACUGGAUAAUGGAUAUUGGGCUUUGGGACUGCAUGACAUUGGGUACCAGGUCUAUACAUCGCCUUCGAUCUGCCUCCACCUGAGAGAGAAGCCCAAGAAGGUGGGGGGGUUUGUUGAUUAUGAGGAGGGCCAGGUCUCAUUUUGCGAUGUGGAGACCAGAUCUUAUCUUCUGUUUCACUGGAUGUGACUUCACUGAAAAAACUCUGCAUUCUUCAACCCCGGUGCUAAUAUUGAUUGUGAUAACUGUGCUUCCAUUGGUCAUCUCCCCUGUCAAUCACUCAGACAAGUACAAAAAUGUUGCCAAAAGUUACUAUUAAAAUAUAUGGAUCGUUGCAAAUAUUCUCUGGUGGUUGCUUCACUGUCAGUCCUCAAAAAUGUAAUUGCAUUGAAUGUAAUUGUUUUCAUUUCCAAUGAAUGAUUGCAGCUAGUGACUAAUCCACAAUCCACCCCAAUAUCUUGACUUUGUUAUUGUGUUGAAUCCCUUUGUCUGGAGUUCCUCUAGGUUGUGUGUGUGUGUGUGUGUGUGAUAGUCUACUGUCACUUACCUGUGUGUGAGUCCAUUUCAACAUGACAACUGCCUGACUCCUGACUGUCUCAUGUCUGUCUGUGUGUCCAGAGGUCCUGAAGACCUGCAGUGGCGUCCACCCAGCCCUCCUUAAGCAGGAAGUGGAAGCCGUGAGGGACAAACAGCGCAGCCCUGUCUACUGUGACCAACUACUCCAGCACAUCCACUCUCUGCGCAAUGAUUCAGCGUAG